Messenger RNA from Verticillium alfalfae VaMs.102, 1104 nucleotides. RefSeq lists its product with no specific name. Lineage: Eukaryota; Fungi; Ascomycota; Sordariomycetes; Glomerellales; Plectosphaerellaceae. The transcript has a single exon. Gene Ontology annotation, molecular function: RNA polymerase I core promoter sequence-specific DNA binding; TBP-class protein binding. The record is from RefSeq and is a predicted model, not a curated record. Gene Ontology annotation, cellular component: RNA polymerase I core factor complex. The coding region runs from base 1 to 1104 and encodes 367 amino acids. Gene Ontology annotation, biological process: nucleolar large rRNA transcription by RNA polymerase I.
AUGCCUCUGCCUAGAGCGUCGGCACCUUUGCGCGCUUCUGCCCCGCCUCGUGAAGUCGGCGCUCCCACCGUUGAGCCUCCAUCUUCUCCUGGAGUCGGAGCACUCCCCAACCCGCCUCGCGGCCUCCUCGCCCGACGACGAACAAACUCAGCCGACCACCCUGAUCGGCUCUGGGCGCCCUCGUUGCCAUCCGCCAUCGCCACACCAGCAGGCUCGCCCACGUCUACCUCGGCCGAAACACAGUACAAUGAUCGUGACCGAGACUAUGACUUGGGGAUCACACGACGAGCAGCCUCGACCGUGGCUGUACCGAGGAGCCCUCCGCGCUACAUAGAACCCAUUCGGCCCCUGCACGCGAACGGACUGGGAAGCCACAACGGAAUGCGAGAUGGACUGCAAGGCAACAACCCUCGACCUCGGUGGAUGGGCGACCCGAGCAUGGGGUUCCUUCCGUCCCCAACAAAACGCCAGACCGAGCUUCCAAUUCAUAACGUGAAUCCUUUGAAGCCGUUUCCCGAGGUUUCCAAUCUUGUCAAAGAAGAGUACAUCAAGCAGGAACACCGAAAGUCGCCAAAUCGUGACAGGCCCUUGCCCCACCAGUCGAAGGGACACAGAGACCAAGCCAGAGUCCAACCGCGUUCGGCGUUUUUCGACCAUGAUGCCGACUCUGAUGUGAGGAGCCUUCGGUCUGACAUGCCUCUCAGUGACGAGGAGCCCGGCACCCCUCGGCCUCUGCAGAGAGAGGGCCGCAGGGCCGAUGUCUUCUCGGACGACCCUCCACCGCCCUGGCCCGCCAACAGAGUCAUCACCGUCAGCGGCAGGAGUAAGAAGCGCGACCGCAACAACGUCGAUUACGAUGACAAGACUCUUAUGCGCAUGAGCUACUCGGACCUGCAGAAUCAGCCCUUUGAUGCGGACCCCGCCCAAGCCGCAAGCGGGGCUGACAAGUCCGUUGUCGGCGAGACGUUGCCCGAGAAGCUGGAGCAUUACCGGAGCAAGAGCACCACGGAGCAGAAGCAGUUCUUCGCCGAGCUGGACCUGGGCGAUUGGGAGCGAUCGGGCGACUGGUUUCUGGAGCAGUUUGCCGUGUGGCGCAGAAGCUAA